AUGGGGUACGGGUCAGGCGGCAGUCCUGCGGCAAGCUCGCCCAGGCGCCAGACAGGCAGCAUCGGACCUCAUGCUAACCGCGAUAUCGUGUUUGUGUUGGACACGUCAGGCAGCAUAUCCAACGCGGCCUUCGAGCAAGCCAAGGAGGGCGUGGCUCUUCUAACCAGCUCCUUCUGUCCUACCACAAUGGGCAGGGGCCUGGGCGGAGAGAAGCAGAUAGCCUUGGUGCUGUUCGGAAGCCAGGUUGAGACGGCAAUCCCAUUCACCGAGAGUCACGCUGGCGUUGACCAACUUAACCGUAAAAUCAUUGCCUUGCGUCAUCGCCACGAGGCCGCCACCGCCACGGCCGAGGCACUGCGUCACACUAGGACCAGAGUUCUUGGCCAAGGAGUCAGCCGCCUUAACAACCCGGACACUGCCACUCACGUCUUCGUCAUCACCGACGGCCGUUGUAACAUAGGGUGCAGUCAGCUGGCAGAAGAGGCCGAUAAACUGAGAGCAAUGGAAGGGGUACAGGUUUUUGCUAUGGGCAUUGACAACGCUCGCGCCUGCGAACUCGAGAUUAUCACUGGGAGGGGGUCUGACCUGGCGUAUGGUCUUAGUGACUUUAGUCAGUUCGAGCAAUUCGCAAAGGCAGUCAGAGAAAGAGCGUCCCAGGAGCCAAACGGAUGCAUUUAA
This is a messenger RNA of Lingula anatina, 678 nucleotides long. RefSeq names its product matrilin-1. Lineage: Eukaryota; Metazoa; Brachiopoda; Lingulata; Lingulida; Lingulidae. The record is from RefSeq and is a predicted model, not a curated record.